Podospora bellae-mahoneyi is the source of this 2069-nucleotide messenger RNA. It is a transcript of the gene CCA1, whose product is annotated as CCA tRNA nucleotidyltransferase, mitochondrial. Gene Ontology annotation, molecular function: CC tRNA cytidylyltransferase activity; ATP:3'-cytidine-cytidine-tRNA adenylyltransferase activity; RNA binding. The record is from RefSeq and is a predicted model, not a curated record. The coding region runs from base 325 to 2028 and encodes 567 amino acids. The transcript is spliced from 2 exons. Gene Ontology annotation, biological process: tRNA 3'-terminal CCA addition. Lineage: Eukaryota; Fungi; Ascomycota; Sordariomycetes; Sordariales; Podosporaceae.
GUUGUGACAGUUGGAACUGGCACUGUGCGGGCCCUUCACUUUCGGCACGGUGUUGCCGACCUGCUUGGUUUGAACCUCAGCAUCAGGAUGCACUGAGCCGCGGGGAAAGCAGGUGGAAUACAUCCAUCCGUGUGUAUAUUUCAUCAGGCUGGCUCUGCUUACGUCUAGCUUCAAUUCUUUUGCACGGUUGAGAAUCUUAUUGAUGUGGAGGUUGCAGAGGCGUCGAUUAAAAGUUUUCGACUCGCUCGGCGAGCGUUCUCCAAGGCCCAACAGUCACUCAUUAUCUUAACCUCGACCAGUGGAAAGAGCGACCAAACUUCUCACAUGCACAUUCGACUGGGAAUCACACAGGGAUUCCGGUCGUUCAGGCACCCGCCUCGAGAGCUUGGUAGCGUUUUCUUUCUGAUGAAACGCAGGUACUGCGACAGCACAUCGAAACAUAGCUUAUCCUCCCUACCUGCUAAGAAACAUCGGCCAUAUACCGCAACAAUGGUUUCCCGCACCAUCACCCUCACCGAGCAGGAAGAACAGCUCAAGCGCCUCCUUGUAGACGUCGCGCGCUACAUUGACUCUUCUUCCAGCGAGAACAGCCCGACUAUCCUCCGUUGGGCUGGUGGCUGGGUUCGCGAUAAACUACUUGGAAUUAAGAGCCACGACAUCGACACGGCUAUCAACAACUUAACCGGUGAGGCCUUCGUUAGAAAGCUUCGUGACUAUGUCGAGAUCCCAGGCAACAAGCAGCUACACAACCUGAUGGACUCCGACAUUGGCCGCCUUCACACUGUGGCCCGCAACCCAGACAAGUCGAAGCACUUGGAGACCAGCACCAUCAAGCUCUGCGGGCUGGACGUGGACUUUGUGAACUUGCGGAAGGAAACAUACUGCGAGAACAGCAGGAACCCUGAGGUGGAGUUUGGGACGGCCGAGGAGGAUGCUGCUCGCCGAGAUGCGACCGUCAAUGCCCUCUUUUACAACUUACAGACGGGCGAAGUGGAGGAUCUUAUCGGGGGUCUGCCAGAUCUGGGGGCGGGGAUUAUUCGGACACCAAUGGAGCCACUGCAGACCUUCAUGGACGAUCCCCUUCGUGUAUUGAGACUAGUGAGGUUUGCUAGUCGACUGGGGUUCAAAAUCGACAAGGCGGCAGAGGAGGUUAUGGCGGAUGAGAAUGUGCUGAGAAACUUGAAGAUCAAGAUCAGCAGGGAGAGGAUUGGUGUGGAGUUGGAGAAGAUGCUCAAGGGCAAACACCCGGUCGAGUCCCUGAGGCUGAUCAACAGCUUGGGGCUUUACCAUGCUGUGUUCACUGUACCGGAACGAACCGACAUGCCAAAGCCAGAUAUCUCCAAGUGGGACCGCGCAUAUGAAUGCUUGUUCUUCCUUGAGAGCAACAACACUCCUGAUUCCAUCUGGGAGUUGCUCGUCACCACAGAGGAAGCGAGAUAUUUCGCCUGGUCAUUGGCCACCAUCACGCCUUGGGAGCAACUUCCUGAUGAUCCCCCUCUCAAGUCAGGAAAGUUAGCCAUGCCCCUUGCUACUCAAGCCGCGAGGGAAGGAUUCAAGGCACCCAACAAGCUAUCUGACGUGAUCACUGCCGCCCAUCGGCACCGUCCUGCUAUUCUGGAGCUCAAGGCACUUGUUGAUGAGAACAAGAAUGAAAUGAAGGAUAGGGCAAAGUUUGGUAUGGCGAUCAGAGAGUGGGACUCAAGAGCCAAGGGUAGCUGGCGUCUACAAGUUCUUUACUCGAUCUUGGUUGAUGUUCUAGAAGGAUCAACGAGCCGGGAAGAGAUUCUGAUGGGAUGGCUGCGUUUCUUGGACCACCUGGUAGAACUUGAUCUGAUGCAUGUCACGAAACUUGACAGGAUCAUUGAUGGAACUGACCUCUCGAAGGCACUUGGAGUUAAGCCAGGGAGGUGGAUGGGUGCGGCGCUCGAAGUUGUGAUGGAGUGGCAGUUAAGGAACCCAGGGGUCGAGGAUCCAGCAGGAGCAGUUGAGGAGGUGAAGAAGCGGCGGGUUGAGUUGGGGAUUAAAUAGGCAAGAGAGUGAUAAAAAAUACAUCAUGAGUUGAAUAUUUU